CCGGGCGCGACGGGACGCGUAGGGACCGGCGUCGGGGGUCGCGGGCGCGGCCCGGGGCGGGGGCGGGGGCGGCAUGGAGCGGAGGUGGGUCUUCGUGCUGCUCGACGUGCUGUGCGUGCUGGUCGCCUCUCUGCCUUUUGCCAUCCUGACGCUUGUGAGCGCCCCGUAUAAGCGAGGGUUCUACUGUGGAGAUGACUCCAUCCAGUACCCCUACCGUCCAGACACCAUCACACAUGGGCUCAUGGCUGGGGUCACCAUCACGGCCACCGUCAUCCUUGUCUCAGCCGGGGAGGCCUACCUGGUGUACACGGACCGCCUGCAUUCCCGCUCCGACUUCAACACCUACGUGGCAGCCAUCUACAAGGUGCUGGGCACCUUCCUGUUCGGGGCCGCCGUGAGUCAGUCGCUGACGGACCUGGCCAAGUACACGGUUGGCCGCCUGCGGCCCAACUUCCUGGCCGUGUGUGACCCUGACUGGAGCCGUGUGAACUGCUCCGUGUACGUGCAGGCGGAGAGGGUGUGCAGGGGGAGCCCCGCCAACGUCACUGAGUCCAGGCUGUCUUUCUAUUCCGGACACUCCUCCUUCGGGAUGUACUGCAUGUUGUUCCUGGCGCUCUACGUGCAGGCCCGGCUCUGCUGGAAGUGGGCGCGGCUGCUGCGGCCCACGGUGCAGUUCUUCCUGCUGGCGUUUGCUCUCUACGUCGGCUACACCCGCGUGUCUGACCACAAGCACCACUGGAGUGAUGUCCUCGUUGGCCUCCUGCAGGGGGCACUGGUGGCCGGCCUCACUGUUCGCUACGUCUCUGACUUCUUCAAGUCCCGGCCCCCACAGCGCUGCCUGGAGGAAGAGGAGCUGGGACGGAAGCCCAGCCUGUCCCUGACGCUGACCCUGGGUGAAGCUGGCCGCAACCACUGUGGGUACCCGGUCUCCUCUUCCUGAGGCGGGGCCCCCGGCUGUGGGUCCAGUGGGUAUCAGGCUGUGUUCGGGGCCCUGGCCGGGCUCUCCCCUGAGGUGGGGAGGGGGGCUCUGGACCAGCUCCAGGGGCCCUGUGCUGGUGGCCGGCGGGCCACCCACCAACCCCACCUCCUGUGUGCUGGACCCACGGUCUGGGGGUGCACAGGGUGGCCCCGGCGUCGGGAAGGGGGACCCUGUGCUCUCAGCUCCCUUCGAAACCCUUUUCUUGGAGGAGAGGGGAACCGAGAGUCCCAGAUAGAUGCUGAUUUUGUAAAGUGUAACAUAUGUGUGGACUUUUAGUAAAAGAGAG
This is a messenger RNA of Enhydra lutris kenyoni (northern sea otter), 1265 nucleotides long. Its product is annotated as phospholipid phosphatase 2. The transcript has 6 exons. The record is from RefSeq and is a predicted model, not a curated record. The coding region runs from base 74 to 940 and encodes 288 amino acids. Gene Ontology annotation, molecular function: phosphatidate phosphatase activity. Lineage: Eukaryota; Metazoa; Chordata; Mammalia; Carnivora; Mustelidae. Gene Ontology annotation, biological process: signal transduction; phospholipid metabolic process; phospholipid dephosphorylation.